AUGACUGAUUGUUUGGGUUCACUUGACCACUUCCCGCCAUGUCGUCUCUCUCUCUCAAACCGCUAUCCAUUUCUACAUUCAUCUCGCAUAAACCAACGGAACAUUCCACCGCCCAGUAAAUCACACUACCAAACGGAAAGGGCUCACCAAUUCGAUGUCGGCGACAGCUUAUUCCGCAGCGAAAGCGCCACCGCCCGUGACCUCGGUGUUCUCUCCACUGCCCUCUACCGGAAUACCACCGGCAGCCUCCGGGUUCUCGACGCCAUGUGCGGCUGUGGAAUUCGUUCUCUUCGGUACUUAGCAGAGGCUGAGGCUGAAUUCGUCAUGGCGAAUGAUGCAAAUGAAAACUACAGGGAGAUUAUUGUGGGAAAUCUUUCUCGGGUGUCAAGUGGUUCUGAAGAAGGAAAAAGAUGGGAGGUUAACCAUUUGCCUGCCACUAGGUUACUGGCUGAGUGUUAAUUGCGUAAAGAUUACUUUGACCUUAUUGAUGUGGAUUCUUUCGGUAGCGGCUCCAGUUACUUGCGAGUUGCUUUGGAUGCUGUGAAAUUGGGUGGCUUGCUAUACAUUACCUCCACUGAUGGGGUUUCUUCCGGUGGUCAUAGGCCGCAACAGUCUUUAGCUGCCUAUGGAGCAUAUGUUCGGCCGUUGCCGUACACAAAUGAGAUAGGUCUCCGGAUGCUUAUAGGUGGAGCUGUUAGAGAGGCUUCGGUCCUUGGUUAUCAUGUUGUUCCACUUUUCUCAUACUACUCAUAUCAUGGGCCCGUGUUUAGAGUGUUGCUACAAGUCAAGCGUGGAAAGUCUCCGUCUAGCAGUUUAUCAGCUAUUGCAACCGGUGUGGGAGCACUCGAGCAUUUUCCUGGAAUGAACUUGGUUUCACCUUCACUUGUGGUUUCAGGACCCCUCUGGACUGGGCCUCUUCACAGUGCUCCCCAUUUAACAGAAAUGAUGAGUUUGGCGGAUCAGUGGGGAUGGUUUGGUGAUGAAGAAAAAAAUCUAGGAAGGCUGUUGAAAUUGAUGAUUGAUGAGAGUGACCCCUUAUUGCCAGUUGGAUAUCUCAAUGCAGAUGAGAUAGCAAGUCGUGCUAAGCUUAAUUUGCCUCCCCUAAGUGUGAUAAUGAACAGCCUGCACUAGGCAAGGCUUAGGUGAUACCAUCGGAUAUUUGUACUUCACUGGCGCACGUUUGGAUAGUUAAAUAGGUGCGCCUAUCCUUGGACCUAAUGUCAAGGUUGUUCACCAUGGUAAGUAGCAGUAGCAUGCUGUAUAAAGUCAAAGCUGGUAGAAGUUGGAAAGUCGGGAUAGCAACAGAUGUAGGAGAGAAGAAUAGAACAGUAGUCGAAGAAUGGCUAUUACUCAGCGCCAUAGAAUUGGUCAAAGAAAUUUGGGACCAACAACUACUACAACUCCUCAAUCUCAACCAAGUUGUACAGCUCCUUAAUCUCAACCAAGUUGAAGAUAACUAUAUUGAAAAUCAUCUUUAAUCAGGCAAGGCUUAGGUGAUACCAUCGGAUAUAUGUGCUUCACUGGUGCGCACUUGGAUGGUUAAUAGGUGCGCCUAUCCUUGGACGUAAUGUCAAGGUUGUUCACCAUGAUAAGUAGCAAUAGCAUGCUGUUUAAAGUCAAAGCUGGAAAGUCGGGACAGCAACAGAUGUAGGAGAGAAGAAUAGAACAGUAGUCGAAGAAUGGCUUUUACUCAGCACCAUAGAAUUGGUCAAAAGAAAUUUGGGUACGCCUUUGUGGGAAAAUAUUGAGUAUAUUGUUGUUGUUGUUGUUAAAUUGGACGUUUUGCUUGAAGCACAGAGAUCAAAUAGUUGAUGAAAAAUAGUUUGGUCAAUCACAUGACACACAUAACCAAGGUGCUAAAUAUAUAUAUAUAUGAUAAGCAUUCAUUA
Molecule: messenger RNA, 1889 nt
Organism: Capsicum annuum
Lineage: Eukaryota; Viridiplantae; Streptophyta; Magnoliopsida; Solanales; Solanaceae
Product: tRNA (guanine(26)-N(2))-dimethyltransferase
Exons: 8
Biological process (GO): tRNA N2-guanine methylation
Cellular component (GO): nucleus
Molecular function (GO): RNA binding
Source: RefSeq, a predicted model, not a curated record